AUGUCACCAACCCCAGAGUUUGCCCCUGUUGAAUUCCUUCAAGCUGCAAUUUUCCUUUCCAAGAUGUAUAUGCUGCGCUUACGUCUACGGGUUCUCGGAUACUUCGUCCGCAAGAAAGUUCCACACGGAGCCAUCGAGCAAGUCACGGGGUUCCAGUCUAGCAACUGGCAAGCCAAUCACAGAAUCAUGCAGAUCGCCAGGGAUGAAAUCUCCAGCGAGAUCCGCGUUAUGCAAGAGCUCCUGCCCGCCGUGAUGUCCAAACAUCUGGGACUAAACUAUAAUCGUCAGCCGUCCUUCAAGUUUCUACAAGAGUCAGCCCGCACCCUGCUAUCAAACUCAUGGGAUCAUUUUCUUCGUCAUCAGAAAAAAUCCACCGAGGUGACAGCCAGAGUCAAACCAGAACCCCCCCUCAACUUGUCCGGAGUGCAGUUAUCCCCGUCUACAGAAAGCCUUCUGGCCCACGGGCCGAAGUAUGCUCCUGCGGUCGCCAACACCAAAGUCGACCAGCUGGCCGCGGUGUACGAGAUCGCCGCCAAGAUACCGGAGGACAGCCGUCAGGACUUCGUAGCGGCAGGGUCAAGAGCUGUGUGCUUCCAUGGUGAGACAAGGAAAACCAAGAAUGCUGCCACCCCAGCUAUCAAGGAACUUCGGUCCGCUGAGCUGAGAGUUCUCCAAGCGGACAAGACGGGCGGUUUCGUCAUCCUCAACAAAGAACAAAUGCAGGAGAAGACCGACGAAGCGCUGAAAAAGAACUUUCUUCCUCUCAAGUCGAGGCCAUCCGGUUCCCUCAGGUCUCAGGUGAAGGCGCUCUGCGACUCCUCCAACCUCCCUUCUCUAAAAAGUGCCAUUCUUGCUCCCGCUAAUCAGUACCUAUCCAUUUUCUUUUCUGCCAAGACACAGAAGCCUGGAGUGCCAUUCCGUAGCAUUAUUUCAGAAACAGGGUGCUGGCAGAAGCCCUUGGCGAUGUUUUUACAAAAACAUCUCGAAACCUUGGACCUUCCUCAACCUUUCCGACUAAAGAAUUCCGAGGACCUUAUCCCAACGUUACAUAACUUGCAUAUCGGUACGGAAACUGUUGGAGUGUUCUCUCUUGAUGUAGUAGAUUUGUAUUAUAGUCUCAAUGUGAAAACCCUUCUGGGGUUCGUAUCCGAGGCUGUACACUUAAGAGGCGUUAUAGAUUUUCAAAAUUCCUGUGGCAUCUCACUCUCAGCAUUUCUAGAGUUGAUUCGCCUGUAUCUUCAGUCCACCCUUGUCGAACACGAGGGCAAAGUAUUCCUUCAAAAAUCCGGUGUGUGCAUAGGGUCGUGCCUGGCGCCCAUCCUAAGCGAAAUCUUUAUGUUUCACGUUGACACAAAGGUUCAAUCAAUCCUUGAGCAGGAAUUUCCCGAAGCCUUGGUUUAUCGCUACGUAGAUGAUUAUCUUAUCAUUCAUUCCACUAAUUCAGAUACCGCAGCGAUUGAAAGCGUUUUCCAGAAGAACUCCUUCGGGCUCACGUUCACAAAAGAGACCCCUUCAUCUGAGGGAUUACAGUUCCUUGAUCUGAGAUUGGUCCCCACCAGUGUCGGGAUCUGCUGGUCCAAUCAGCAGAGGUCUGCGAAGCCUGUCCUGCCGUUCAGCAGCUCGCACUCAAAAAACGUAAAAACUGGUAUUGUCCGAAACCUUAUUGCUGCUGCUAAUUCCAAGUCGUGUCACCACCUUUCCGCAACUAGUCUGUCCAAUCAGAUAGGCCGCCUUCUCAAGGCAGGUUACCCAAACGACUUGAUCGAGCUUACCAUCAAAAGACUUGUCACAGGGCCCCAAUCCAAAAAGCCGCCUCCAAGGUCCCGCUUCGCGUGCAUCCCCUACAUUCAUAACAUUUCGCAUCGACUGAAAUCAAUAGCUCAGGGCUUCAACACCAACGUGGUUUUCUCGUGUAAGUUUAAAUUGGCAUCUAUUUGCAAAAAAGUCAACAGCCCCGGACCGGCGCCCCCUUGCCAAAAGAACCACAAAACCUGUUACGUUCCUUGCCGCAAAGAGUGUGUUUACUCAAUACCUAUGUCCUGUGGUGCCCGAUACAUCGGCCAAACGGGGCGCUGCUUAAACGACCGCCUGAGAGAGCACGCGAACGAAGUUAAAAAAGCGGUCUCCGACGGUUCAGAGGUCAUUCACCACCCGAUCGCCAAACACGCAUCGGAAUGUACUUCCUGCUCGGCCGUCCUUCCCUCUACUACAAGAAUCGGGGGUCACCCCUCGAGGUAUGGUCGGGAGAUUCUGGAGGCCUUCGCCAUGUGUCGAUCCAAGGACAACAUCGGCUCCCCCUCCAUUGCCCUUUCGGGGAAAGAGAUA
Molecule: messenger RNA, 2325 nt
Organism: Ixodes scapularis (black-legged tick)
Lineage: Eukaryota; Metazoa; Arthropoda; Arachnida; Ixodida; Ixodidae
Exons: 1
Source: RefSeq, a predicted model, not a curated record